UAGGAGGUAAAGUGUUAAAAGAAGCCAAAUCUUCAGAAAAGUUCCCUGAAAACUUACUAAACAAAUGGCGACCAUAGAUGUUUGUGUUUGGGGACAGACAUGUGGAAACCAGUGGCAGAGCUGAGAGUUCCAUCCAGGAUGUCUCCCGUGGACCCAGGAACACGCAGUGGAAAGGUGCCCCAAACUGGUGCUCUAGUCACAGAACCAAGGGGAUCCAGUUGUCCUAGGCCCACUGUCUUAAUCAGGCCCUGAAGAGAUAGGGCCGCUACUGCCCCCUGCCUGUUCCGGCGAGAAGUCCUGGAAGAGAAAAGAUGAUCCAGCGAAGACUGCCAGAGCCCUAGCCAGGGGAUCCACCCUGGCUUUUGUGACCUCACAGGAGGAGGUAUGGGUGACUCUUGUCUGGGGGACCUUGCUCCAGUCAAAGACCAGAGCCAUACCCGUAAAGGAGACGACCUCCCUAGGGAGGGAGCCAGGAAAUUCACAGCUCCAUGUAGCUCCUCCGUGUUAGCCUAGAAGGAUCACCAUGAAGAAGGUCAAGAAGAAAAAGUCGGAUUCCAGGCGCCGCAGGGAUUCCAUUUCACCGCGGGCUAGCUCUGACUCCUCACAGCAUCCCAGCUCGGAAACCCCACCGACAUGCCCAGAGCCCACCUUGCCACCAUCGCAGCCACAGCCCUGCCAGGAGUCCACCCCACCACAAGUUAACCCUGAACCUCUACCGCAACCGCCUGCACCCCCAGCUCUCCCAGCUGCAGAACGCCGGGCCUCAACGCCAUGCCUGGUACCUGCAAAGGUUGAACCCAAAGCAAGCUCUCCAUCCAGGAAACCAGCAGUGCCUCUGACCUAUAUGGCUCCACGCUCCUGUUCCUGUAUGGCCUGCCCUGGCAGCUCUGCUUGCUGGCGUCGUCUGGGGCUGUGUCACAGCCGCAUCUUCGAUGUCCUCCUGCCUCGGGACUGGCAAGCCAUGCCGGGGAGAGGAUUCCCAAACCUUCUCACCUUCUACAGAAAACCUUCAAGGAAAUACUGCACUUCCCGUAACUCACGUACUUCAGGCUCUCGGGACUGUUGCUGUGUCUCUGGGGGCCCUGGGAGCUGCCUACUUCAUCGCUGAAUCCUUGUGAACUGAACCCCAGGCCCAUGGUCCGGCAGAUCCAGUGUCCAUCAAAGGAUCUCACUUGUCACCAAAAUAGAGAAAGAAAAAUACCUUGUCUCUUUUCAUCA
Molecule: messenger RNA, 1218 nt
Organism: Microtus ochrogaster (prairie vole)
Lineage: Eukaryota; Metazoa; Chordata; Mammalia; Rodentia; Cricetidae
Source: RefSeq, a predicted model, not a curated record